Molecule: messenger RNA, 1281 nt
Organism: Tripterygium wilfordii
Lineage: Eukaryota; Viridiplantae; Streptophyta; Magnoliopsida; Celastrales; Celastraceae
Exons: 1
Coding region: 287-1132 (281 amino acids)
Source: RefSeq, a predicted model, not a curated record
CCGUUUACAUAACGGGUCUUGAAAUCAGGCCCUAGCUCGAACCGGCCUGGCCGUUUACACCCCUGUCGACAAUUAUAAUAUCGCGCCAUGAGACCCCACACCAGACAAAACCCAAACUAGAGAGAGAAGAGAAAACCCCUUCAUGGAGAGAGAAAAACAAGAAUCUGAGACCUGAAAAAGAAGUGGGAAAAGGUUACCAUAGCUCAAAAAAAGAGCAAGUACAGAGAGGGUCCGCGUAUAGAAUAUCCGAUUGGGAACGUCACCGGUCACCGGUUGCGUCUAAUCCAUGGCGAGUGGAUGGGUCAAGUCACUGCAAUGCAAAUCCAGAGCAUUCGAGGACGUCUACCACCCGAAACAGAAGCACCUCCUACCCAGUGCCAGUUGCAGAAAGGGCGCAGAAAGCGUCAAGGACGUCAUCGAAGCCGCCGCCAAACACAAGCAUGCUUCCAAACCCAAAAAACCCCCAAAUCGUCAGAAUCAGACUGCAAAAUACCCACGACCCGAGUUACCCGUCCCAGAGAGUAACAUUGCUCGUUCUCGAACCGUCCGUAAUCCGGAACCCUUUUUCCCGGCUUUGACGGAUCUACCGGUGGGUCAUCCUUCGAGGAAUGUGGUGGAGAUUAUCUUCCACACUAGUUGGAGCCCCAAGUCCUUCACUGGUCGGAUCGAUGUGGUGUUCAAAAUUCAGCACGGGCCAAAAACUGUGGCCCGAUUCGAGGAGUACCGAGAGAUGGUAAAAGCCCGGGCCGUGUCGGACGGAACGAGUACGUGGGAAGAGAAUGCGCGGUGCGUCGCUGACGGGAAUGAGGUUCUGCGGUUUUAUUGUCUGGGGCCAGCUGGUGGGCCGUAUGACGCUUGCGGAGGCGCGUGGACAUUCUCUGUUGGGAAGGGUUCGGCUAUUUGCACGUUUUCAGGUAGCGGCGGGGCCCACGAGAGUGCCGGCGGAGGAAGGGGCAGGAGGGCUAUGUUGGUUUGUCGGGUCAUUGCAGGUAGGGUAUCGAAUCAAAUCGGGCUUGAUUCGUUGUUGAAUGGGCGGAUGGGGUUCGACUCGGUGAGUGGAGGCAAUGGCGAGUUGCUGGUGUUUGAUUCCCGUGCGGUGUUGCCUUGUUUUCUUAUUAUCUAUAAAUUGUAAAAAUACGCCAGAAAUUAUUUUUCUUCUAUUUCUAUUGGCGGAAAUUUGAUUUUUCAUUUUCUUUUAUUUCCACCGUUUGCUCUGUUGUAUUUAUAACCCAAUUUUUCCUUUUUUUAUUCCCUUCCAAUCCUGUAUGUGUGUAUAUAUAU